This is a messenger RNA of Naegleria lovaniensis, 2646 nucleotides long. RefSeq lists its product as uncharacterized. Gene Ontology annotation, molecular function: Glc3Man9GlcNAc2 oligosaccharide glucosidase activity. Gene Ontology annotation, biological process: protein N-linked glycosylation; oligosaccharide metabolic process. Gene Ontology annotation, cellular component: endoplasmic reticulum membrane. The transcript has a single exon. The record is from RefSeq and is a predicted model, not a curated record. Bases 1 to 2646 code for a protein of 881 amino acids. Lineage: Eukaryota; Heterolobosea; Eutetramitea; Acrasida; Naegleriidae.
AUGAUCAAACAGACGACACCGUCUUUCACACAAUUACUAUCAUCUUACCAUAUCAUUUUCUUCCUAUUAUUAUUAUUUAUUAUUUCCACUCAUUGUACAUUGGUAAUGAGCAAUACUGUCAAUUCCGACGACUCAAUAACCAUUGAACAAGAAUGUAAAUAUUCGGAACCAAUUUUUCAAACGCAAUUCUACAAUCAUACAAUGAAAUGGGGAACUUACCGUCCACAAGUCAUUUUUGGAAUGAAAACAAGAAGUCCCAAGCCUAUUCUCACUGGCUUAAUGUGGCACCGCGCAGAUACUGUCGAUGGUAUUUCAAAAUUAAGACAUGAUAGCAAUAUGGAUUUCAAUAACGUGCGAUAUGGAUGGAAUAGACAUGAUGGACAGUAUUUUGCCAUGCAAAACAUUAGAGAUUUUGAAAAUUUAAUUCAAUUAGAUACUAAAUUAUUGAAACAUGUAGAAGAAAAGACUUUUAUUCCAGCUUCUGAGGAUGAUGAGGUGAACACCAACUCGGCAGAACAACAACAAGGUGAAUAUCAUUUCAAUGAGAAGGGAGGGGAUUGGACAGUAAGAAUUAUUGGAAAAGAUUUAAAACAGUUGAAAAACAAACCAGUCUUGUCACUGUGUUUUUACAUUGCAUUGGAAAAUGAGCAGGAUGUAUCACUUCGAAUUUCCGGUGUUCAAGGAUCUAAAAAACAUGGUCUCGCCUCUAACACUCCAAUCAUUAUCAGAGGAAAAAAUCAAGACGUUGGCGAAUUUUCAAUUCAUGUCACUGCGAAUGAGGUCAAUCCAGUGGACGACCACAAUAACUUUUACUUUUAUGGUGUGAAGAAAAAUCCAGGCGACGUUUGGAAAAUUCACCAAGACGUCAAACAAAUGCUCUCCCACCAAAUGAUGACAUCCAUGAAUAGCAUUCAAGAGAAAUUUCAAGAGCAACAAAUGAAGGGCCAAAAUGUUGGAACGUCACCAUGGGAUACAACUCCAUUCCCAAUUGCAACCUUACCGAAUACCAUCGACGAUGAUAGCAAUGUUCUGGUUAUUCAGAAAAUUGUACGCUCACCAUUCGACUUGAAUGUGGUCUUUCUGUCUCAUGAACAACAUCCUGACAUUUUCUCAAAUUAUCAAAUCAAGGAGCAUGCCUUACAUCAUCUUCAUCAUUUUGACGCUAACAUCAAAAAGCUGAAAAGUUGCUUUGAAACCAAAUUCGAAGAAACCUUUCAUUUGAAAGACAAGAUCUUCAAUAGUGCAGGCCAGGAUGAGAAGGAGAUGGCCAUGUAUGCUCUCUCGAACCUUGUUGGUGGAAUUGGCUACUAUUAUGGAGAUUCCUAUCAUCAAUAUGGAAAUGGUGAAAUUCGUACCAUUCCACCCUAUUCACUGUUCACUGCAUGUCCGUGUCGAUCCUUCUUCCCACGUGGUUUCUUGUGGGAUGAAGGAUUCCACUCUCUUCUCAUUCAACGAUGGAACAAGCAAAUUUCCAAAGACAUUAUUACCAAUUGGUUCCAUGUCAUGGAUAAGAGCACAGGUUGGAUUCCAAGAGAGCAAAUAUUGGGUGAGGAGGCAAGAAGUCGUGUCCCAAGAGAAUUUCAAGUACAACACGAUACUCAUGCCAAUCCACCUGUGUUGUUUUUGGGUGUUUUUGAAUUGUUACAACAAUAUUAUUUGGCACUACAGUCCUUAUCGGGAGAAGAGAAGCCAACGACAACAACAACUACUCAAGACACUCUGAAGACCAUUGAAUUGGAUUUACAUGGCACUCAACAUUCAUUCAACAAUCAUGAUAGUAGUAGUGGCGACAAAUCACUGAUUUCCUCAGAGCGAGAGAGUAUGAUUUCCUUCUUGAAGCAAGUCUAUCCCCUCAUGAAGAAGAAUUAUGAAUGGUACCUUUCGACACAAGCUGGUUCCGUACCCAACACAUUCCGAUGGAGAGGAAGAACUCCUGGACAUACGCUCUCGUCUGGACUGGAUGAUUAUCCGAGAGGAAAUACUCAACCCAGUUCCGAUGAAAGACAUUUAGAUUUAUAUUCCUGGAUUUAUAUGAUGACUGAUACCAUGAAUCGAAUUCAUGAAAUGGUGUUCAAGAAACAAGAUCCAAUUCUUGUGCAGAGACUUGAAACAUUGAGAGCAAAUAUCAUGACUUAUCAUUUCAAUAAGGAUAUUCAUUGGUUUAGUGACUAUGCAGGAAAACCAGUUGGAAAUGAGACAAGACCCGAAUUCUCACCUCACAUUGGAUAUGUUUCUUUGUUUCCAUUCUUGUUGGAUGUUGUGAACUUUGAAAAGCAUCCCACUCUCUUGGAUCAUGUAUUGAACACAAUAAUUCGAGAACGUUUGUGGACACCUUUUGGUUUAUCUUCUUUGAGUCGAACAGAUCCAAUGUUUGGAACUAGGGAAAAUUAUUGGAGAGGCCCCAUUUGGAUUAACAUUAAUUAUUUAACUCUUCGUGCUUUGAACAAGUGUAAGGACCGUUCUGAAAAGUGUCACGAAGUUUACACCUUGCUGAGGAAAAAUAUUAUGAGCACACUUAGUAAUGAAUGGAAACGAUCACGAACCAUCUAUGAACAAUAUAAUGCUUUGAAUGGAAAUGGACAAGGAGCCCAUCCUUUCACUGGAUGGUCUUCUCUCAUUACAUUAAUCAUGGGAGAGAUUUAUUAG